CAGUGGGAGCCAACACCGUACAGAAAAGGCCUUCCACCUUUGUACCAAAGUACAAAGGGGAGGGCCGGCAUAACUCAUGUCCACGGCAGCCAGCAAGGACGUCAAAAGAUGGUGUGGCAACAGACACUUGAGCUUGAUUAGACCACCAGUGCAGCGCGCAUUGUUGUGGUCGCUGCCAAGCUUCUGCUUCUUCUCCCUAGCAAGAGCCGAAGCGGUUGCAGAAAUGUGUCAUAACAUCGCAGAUGAUUUGGGUGCUAGCUCUUGCACAGAAGUUCUCAAUGAGAAUGGCAAAGGCUUCCGAUUGGUUGGAACUCUGGAACAGCCUUUAAGGUUCAACGACAUGGGCUUUGAUGACAACAUGGUGGGUCUUUCUGCCGGCUCGCAGAACGUUUGUAUGCUGGCGGCCUUCGGAAAUGGUGGGGUGGUGCCUCAAAAUUGUGUGCCGAUUAUUGGCACCCAGGCUGACGAGUUCAAUGGCAGCCCUGAGCAACACUAUUUUGGCAUGGAAGGCUUCGAUUGUGGCUACAACUUCAUGCCCUUUGCCGAAGGCUCCACCAUCAGUUGGAGUUUUCCGCUGGGGAACAGCUGUAUCUCAGAUGCCGACCUUGACUUGGGCCUCACAUCACUGUACUGUCACUUCCAGAUGAGCUGUGAACUUGGUAGUACUACGACAACGACUGGGCCAGAGACAACCAUUUCAAGCACUUCCACUUUCGUCACCUCCACCAUCUCGACCUUAACUCUCACAACUAGAACAGCUACAAACACCUACACCAGUGCCACAACUUCAAUGACAGAAGUGACUAGCACCUCUACGAGUACACUUGUGACGACCGCUGCAUCAACAAGGAUAAGUACUGCUGCGCAGACAAGUGUCCAGUUAGUAACAACCCAAGCAACAGAGGAAUCUACCACACAGUCAACUACUGUCUUAUCCACCGCAGCAACGACAGCAACAAGCGCAACAAGUGCAACAAGCGCAACAACAGCAACAACAGCAACAACAGAAACAGUGGCAACAACCGCAGCCCCUUCUGAAUCUUCCACAGUACACACAACAGAGGGACCGGUCGAAACCACUGGAACCACCACUACAUCGACCCCAGCUGUGACCAUUGCAACGACGGAAACCACCACGAGAAGGGGCUCCACAGAAGUGGCAACUUCGGCUCCGUCGACGACUUCAACCAUCUCAACACAGGCCGUUGGUGCUACCACCAGCGAAAUCGCAGGAAAUUCCAGCUGCGAUGACCUUCCCAGGAUCCCCAACAGCCAGAGCCUCGCGCACUGCCUGGGUGUGGCCAGUGGCCUUUUUUGCCCUGUGAGCUGUCUGGAGGGCUAUGCCGCGGCAGAGGACAUCCUGUUUUGCUACGAUGGAAUUUGGCAAGCUCGAGGCGAAUGCAUCCUCGAGGGAUCUUCGGUGACAACCGAAAGUGCUGCACAGGUUAUUUUACGUAUGAACUUGACCAUCGAGGAAUCAGGUGAGAGCAGCAGUCUGGAAUGGGCGGAGCAAAACAAAGAGGCUCUCCAUGUGGCAUUUGCCAAUUCUUUGGGUGCCCAUCCUUCGGAAAUUCGUGUUGAUGUGCUUCCACCUGGGGCUGCUGGACGCCGAUUGCUAGCACAACUGGCCUUUGAUGUUCGCAUCACAUGGUUGCUGGGAGAUGCUAACACUACAAACAGAUCUUCAGAUGUUGCAGUGCAGGAGCUGGCUUUGCUGGCGGACGCCGAGGGCAUGUCACGCUUUGGGGAAGCCUUGCAAAGUGAGCUGAACGGCACCGACAGCCACCUCGCCGGCGUCGCCAUGGAAGCCCUGAGCACCGAAGUGAUUGACAGCUACUCGGUGCCAGAGGCAUCUUGGAUUCUUGGCCCCUGGGACACCACAGCCUGCGACGCUGGGUGCGAAGGGGCAAUGGAGGUGGUACAGCUCAGCUGCAGCCGUGGCUCCUGGCUGCUGUGCUCAGGCAUCGACAAGCCCAGCACAGAAAGGCCGUGCAGGCAAUGUGGAGAGAAAGCCCUGGCCAUGCCUUCAUGGAUUUUGCCAACGGCUUUGUGUGUUGGCUUUUGUUGCUGCGGGCUACUGGGUGCUUGCCUCGCCCGUCACUUCAUGCCAAAUUUACUCUCGCGAGUCAUGCAACCGCGACAGUCGGAGUCCGAGAAUCUCCGAAAUGCCAAUCCAAAGGCCAACGUGCUGUCCGUGGACGGCGUCAACUCAGACCCGGAUGACAUGGCCGUCAUAAAGCAUCUCAGCACCAUUCGGCCUACUCUGACGCGGGGAAGUUCGCGUUGCAGGGAGGCGGGUGUGACAAUUGAAGAAGAAGAUGAAGUGCAACCUGCGAAGACCAGAGUGAUCUGGGACCUGGACUUGAAGAAGAUCUCCAGCGGCAUCACUGGCAUGUUCUCCUCCAAGAAGUACUCCUCGCAUGUGACACCUGAGAGUCGGAAAGCCUCCAAAGCUCCUUGUUCGCCCCCUGGAGCUCCAUGCUGUGUCUCCGUGGACGCGGAAAUCGAUGAGGCGGACCUGGAGAACCCCGUGGCCAUGGAACCCAGCUGGGUCUCAGCGGCGGGGGAGGUGAGGAUGCCAAUUCCAGUGCUCUCGCGUUCAGAGCGAUCGCUACGCUCACAACACUCCAAAGGGACCUUGUUGAACGCGCCCUGUGGGACUCCGGUGAACAAAUCAGAGACUGAGCGCACCCUGAAACGCACCAUCUUAUGAUGGAGACGCUAGCCUUUGCUGUGGAUGAUGAUAUUUUAUUGACCGUGGGCAACAACUCACAGCUUUCUCCACAAGACACCUGAGAAAGACGAUUGGCUCGCAUAGAAUUCAGGUUAAAGCUGCACCUGUGGGUCAGAUGCACGGAAGUGGAGAUGUUCUGCCGUAGGACUGC
Cladocopium goreaui is the source of this 2885-nucleotide messenger RNA. NCBI's taxonomy places the organism in Eukaryota, Dinophyceae, Suessiales, Symbiodiniaceae. The record is from the annotation of a GenBank genome assembly.